AUGUUCAAAUACACCUCACGUACAUUAUUGAAAGCUACUUCAUCUGCAGUUAAACCAGCUGCUGCUUCCAUUGGUGCCACCAGAACCAAAUAUUCUUUGCCCGAAUUGGAUUAUAAAUUAGACGCUUUAGAACCAUACAUCAGUGGACAAAUCAAUGAUCUUCACUAUAACAAACACCACAAGACUUAUGUCGACAACUUGAACAAAUCAAUUGAAAGUGCAGUUGAAGCCAAGUCCAAGGGUGAAGUUAAGAAACUCGUUGCUUUGCAAAAAGCCAUCAACUUCAACGGUGGUGGUUACGUCAACCAUUGCUUGUGGUGGAAAAAUUUGGCUCCUCAAAGUGCAGGUGGCGGUCAAGUUCCAAGCGAAGACUCUGCCUUGGGUAAGCAAAUUUCUCAACAAUUUGGAUCAGUCGAUAAGUUGAUUGAGGUCACCAAUGCCAAGUUGGCUGGUAUCCAGGGUUCAGGAUGGGCUUUUAUCGUCAAGAAUAAGGAGAAUGGUGGUCAAAUUGAAGUCAUCACCACUGCCAAUCAAGACACCGUUACUGACCCAAACUUGAUUCCAUUGGUUGCCAUUGAUGCAUGGGAACACGCCUACUACUUGCAAUACCAAAAUGUCAAGGCUGAAUACUUCAAGGCUUUGUGGAACGUUGUCAAUUGGAAGGAAGCUGAAAGAAGAUUCGAAUUUUAA
This is a messenger RNA of Lodderomyces theae, 690 nucleotides long. It is a transcript of the gene SOD2, whose product is annotated as superoxide dismutase. Gene Ontology annotation, biological process: superoxide metabolic process. Gene Ontology annotation, molecular function: metal ion binding; superoxide dismutase activity. Gene Ontology annotation, cellular component: mitochondrion. The transcript is spliced from 2 exons. NCBI's taxonomy places the organism in Eukaryota, Fungi, Ascomycota, Pichiomycetes, Serinales, Debaryomycetaceae. The coding region runs from base 1 to 690 and encodes 229 amino acids. The record is from RefSeq and is a predicted model, not a curated record.